This is a messenger RNA of Bombus terrestris (buff-tailed bumblebee), 2106 nucleotides long. Its product is annotated as putative fatty acyl-CoA reductase CG5065. The transcript is spliced from 10 exons. The record is from RefSeq and is a predicted model, not a curated record. Gene Ontology annotation, biological process: long-chain fatty-acyl-CoA metabolic process. Lineage: Eukaryota; Metazoa; Arthropoda; Insecta; Hymenoptera; Apidae. Gene Ontology annotation, cellular component: peroxisome. The coding region runs from base 420 to 1934 and encodes 504 amino acids. Gene Ontology annotation, molecular function: alcohol-forming very long-chain fatty acyl-CoA reductase (NADP+) activity.
UCUUACGGCUCCUAUUGCUGCUACUUCUUCUACUGCUUCUGCGCCACCAGGAGGAUCAACUCUACUGGUUCUCAUCACCAAAGAACGGUCAAAGUCAAGAAACGAGUCAGAGUCUAGCGAAAGUGAAGACGGUCAUGCGGCAGCUACUGGCGUUCGAACUUCGUAUCUUCCUAAACGAGAUGCUUCGGAAGGUCAUUAAAAUCGAAAUGUAUGACCUAGAAGUUCGAGAGAAGUUGAAUGUCAUUGUCAAAAAGAGACACGGAGCCCCCUUUUUGGAGAACGAUUUCACCGUUUGGAAAAAUAUUUAUACAUUACACUGGCAGCAUCGUUAACAUAACGCAAUUAUUUGAUUCAUGCAUACGAAAACAUAAUUGUUGAAUUACGUAUCUCUUUGAUUGAAAGUGUGAAGAUCCAGAAACAUGGAUACAAUCAAUAAAAAAAUGACUGAAAAUGGGAUCAAUAAAGAAUUGAAUAAGACGAAUACACUCGAGGAAUUCUACGCCGGUUGUGGAAUUUUUGUGACCGGAACAACCGGUUUCGUUGGAAAGGGUCUCCUAGAAAAACUGAUGCGCGUGUGUCCACGCGUCACUGCCAUUUUUAUACUACUACGUCCAAAAAAUAACGAAACGAUAGAAGAACGAUUUAAGAAGCUCAUAGAUGAUCCUAUCUACGACGACAUCAAAGCAAAACACCCUUUAGCUUUGAGCAGAGUUUAUCCCAUGAAAGGUGACGUGAGUCUGCCGGAUUUAGGUCUUUCGCGAAAAGAUAGAAAUCUGCUGUCAGAAAAAGUAAACAUAGUGUUUCACGUCGCGGCCACUGUGAAAUUCAACGAGCCGUUGCACGUGGCUGUUAAUGUGAAUACGAACGGUACUGAUCGUGUCAUCGAUCUUUGGAACGAGCUAAGGCAUCCCAUUAGCUUCGUCUAUGUUAGCACAGCUUAUAGUAAUGCGAAUCUACAUGAGAUUGAGGAGAAAAUUUAUACCACGAGCUUGAAACCUUCGGAAGUAAUAGAUAUGUGUGACAAAUUCGACAAAACGUCGAUCAACGAAAUAGAAAAAAAGAUUUUAAAAACUUAUCCAAACACAUACACAUUCAGUAAGAAUUUAGCAGAGCAAAUUGUAGCAAGCAAGUGCAAAGAUAUGCCAGUUGCGAUAGUUCGGCCAAGCAUAAUUGGUGCCUCUUUGGAAGAACCAUGUCCUGGUUGGAUACAGAAUAUUUCUGCAUUAACAGGUAUCAUACUCCUAGUCGCUAAAGGAUGUGCAACAGCAAUACGGGGUAGGAAAGGUGCAAGAUUGGAUAUAGUACCUCUAGAUUUAGUAGUCAACGCGAUAAUAUGUGCUGCAUGGCAUGUCACGCUACAUCGUGAGCGCGAAGUUAAAAUUUACAACUGUACGAGUAACGCGAGCCCUUUUAAGUGGGGUCCGUUCCUACAGCUCUUGGUGAAGUAUGGCAGAGAAAUACCACUGAAUGAUUUGGUAUGGUACCCGGGUUGUCGAAUGAUAACUAAUAAAUGUAUUUUCAACGUUCUGAGUGUAAUUCCGCUUGUUUUGCCUGCGUACAUCAUAGAUACAUUUUUAAGAUUCCGAGGUAGGAAACCAACAAUGACGAAAGUUCUAAAAAGUGGCAACAAGCUUUUCGUAUCGGUGACACAUUUCACCACGAACGAAUGGACUUUUCAAAGGGAUAACUGUUCCGACUUGGCGAGAAAUGUGAAAAUGUUGAGCGACAGCAAUAUGGUCAAACUAGAUUUCCGGGAUAUGGAUUGGGAGAAGUAUGUUGCAAUUUACAUGUUGGGAAUUAAGAAAUUUAUUCUGAAAGAAGAGCUUACGUCAACAGCCCGACAACGAUUAUUAAGGUUGUACUGGAUACAUCAGAUCACCAAAAUAUUCGGUAUCAUAAUUUUGCUAUGGAUAAUAUUAUAUUUUGUGUACUGACUAUUUGAACGUUACUUUUUUACCUUUGAACCAGAUACAAUAUAAAUACAAUUUUAAGAAAAAGGGUCUUAUCAUCUGUUUCAUUUCGUCUUUUCACUCGUUUCAUUUCUAAAUAAAUUCAUUUAUGACAUUCCUUAAUAAGGAUGUUUGUAUUUAUAUGCACGGUUUCCGA